AUCUACACUGAUGCAGAUUGGGCAGGCUCAUCAGUAGACAGAAGAUCUAUUUUGCUCGACUUCAGAGGAAAAAUGAAAGAUUUUGCAUUAACCCGUAGCAAGAAAGAUUUGAACUUGCUGAGCCUCUCAGAUGGUGGAUCAUCCAAGAGGAGACAGAGGGUUGGUGAACCUGAUAUGGUUUUCUUGGGAGAAUUUUUUUGUGAAAGUGAAGGCAAAAGGGUCUCUGUUUCAAGUAGUGAAGGUACAGGGAAAAGGGAAUCUGGAUCUCGAGCUUCAUCAUCUAUAUCCAAGGGGAAACAGAGGAGCAAAAGUGGUUUGAAGGGUAAAAGGGUGGAUGAAUCCGAUUGCGAGGUUGAAGGAGAAUUGGCCUCUGUUUCUGUUAGUAAACGUCUGAGGGAAUCGUUUGAUGAUGUGCCUGAACCUAUAGAAGUGAUUGAAAUUGAUGAGAGUGAUGAUGAUAAUGGUACUGAAGAGGGAUUGAAGCAUUCUGAGAAGAGGUUUCAGGAUGUUAAAAGGGAGGAAGACAAGAAUGAAGAAGGUAAAGGAAGUUAUAUGUCUGCUGAUAAAGUUGAAAACUUUGGCAAUGAUGGUUGUGGUUUUGGAGCUGAAAACCCAAUUACAUUUGAUUCAGAUGGAGAUAAUUUGAGUGAGGAAGAACAUGGUUCAGAUGGAGAUAAUGAGAGUGAGGAAGAACAUAGUUCAUAUGGAGAUAGCCAGAGUGAGGAAGAAGAUAGUACAGAUGCUGAUUAUCUUACGCCUUCAUCGGAGGAGGGCGAGGAUGAAGAGACUAGUGAUGAAGAUUUUCAAGUUGAUAAUAUGAGUGAAAGCAGUGAAGUUAGUUUUACCGCUUGUGAUGAUGAGGAGAAGAUGAUGAAGAAGAAGAAGAAGCUGAUGACUAAAGUGGAGACUGAAAGUAGUGGAAUUUGCAGAAAAAAUGAUGGAAUAAGGAAAGGUAAGAAGAUAGAGGAGGGAGAGCUUUCGAAUACUCCAUCGUCUGUGAAUAAUAAUGAAUGUGGUGAACAAGAUAAAGAUGAAGGGAAGAAAUCAGAUUCUGUUGAAGUGGUAUUGAGUGGAUGUUCUUCCAAGCUGUAUGAAGAGAAAGCAAAGAAACAAGAUGAAAAGAGACUGAAAAGAACAGCUGAAAAUGUCGAUGCUGAUGUUGAAGUCUUGGGUGGUUAUCUUUCUGAAGAUGAAGCACAAAAGGGUACUAAGGAACAAGAUAGAGAUUCAAAUAAGUUGAAUAAGAGAAAGAAAAAUGAUGCCAACAACAAUGCUAAUGGAAAAGAGCAUCAUGACAAAGAUACAGGUGUGAGAGGUGUUUCUUCUUUGCUAAGAAACAAAGAGAAGAUAGGAGAUUCAGCUAAAGUUAAAAUCAUGGAGAACAAUAAGAGAAAGGAGUAUAAAGAUUGGGUAAGAAUCAGUAAUCGUGAAAGGAAGGUUUUUGUGGAUGAUGAAAUUGGUCACGAAGAUGGGUUGCAUAAAAUGCAUAGGAUGCCAUCUAGGUCAAAGGAGGUACAUUUAAUUCAACUCCUUUCUGAAUGCUUUAGGGAAAAGCCUGAUUCGGUUAAAGAUGAUUCAAAUGUUGUGGAAGAAAAGGUUGAUGGUGUUCAUCAGCCACCACUGAAAAAUUGGUUGGGCUUUAAGAAGCCUGAACCGGUGGUGGAAAAAUCUGAGUCUGAGAAGGAGUUGGAUAUGUUGUGGGAAGAAAUGGAAACAUUGCUUAGACUUGAAAAAAUAAAUUCCCAGAUUGGAAGUGAAGGGACAAAUGAAGCAAGAGAAAACACACAAAGUCCAGCCUUCGUUUGUAAGCAUGACAUAUAUCUUGAGGAGCAGAUUGGGUUAUUAUGCAGAUAUUGUUCUUGGGUUCAGAUUGAGAUCAAGUACAUGACGCCCCCAAUUGCUCCGGAAAGAUCACGAAAAAGAAAAUCAUCUCUGGUAGAAAAUGUCUCAGACUUUGAUGGGGCUAAGUUUAACGUUUCUGUUGGUGACUCAGAAGCUGCUUGCUCUCUUAAUAAAGGCACGGUUUGGGACCUUAUUCCUAACAUCAAACAAAGCUUAUACAAUCAUCAACAAGAAGGUUUAGAGUUUAUCUGGACAAAUUUGGCAGGAACCAUUGACCUUCAUGAGUUGAAGAGUGCUGAUCCUUGUUGCCCUGGUGGAUGCAUUGUUUCUCAUGCUCCUGGAACUGGAAAAACAAGGUUGACCAUGGUGUUUCUUCAGACAUAUUUGGAAGUAUUUCCAAAAUGCCAACCUGUUAUUAUUGCUCCUGCUAACAUAUUGCUUACUUGGGAAGAUGAGUUCAAAAAAUGGGACAUGAAAAUUCCAUUCCACAACCUGAACAAUUCUGAAUUAUCUGGAAAAGAACAUGCUGAUGCCAUGAACGAUAUUGAUUGGUCUAGAAAUCUAUACCAGAAUAAGGACGCCAUACGUAUGGUAAAGCUGUAUUCAUGGUUCAAAGAAAAGAGCAUUCUAGGAAUCAGCUACCAUUUGUAUGAGAAGCUUGCCGGCGAUGUCGAAACCAAAAGGAAAAAUAGGAGUAUGAAAAAAGAGAAGAAAUAUGCACCUGCAAAAGUAAAUGGAGUGAUUAUGGGAAAGGUUCUGCGUGACAUUCCUGGUUUGUUAAUUUUAGAUGAAGGGCACACCCCAAGAAAUCAGGGUAGUCUUAUUUGGAAGGUUCUGUCAGAAAUUCAAACUCCUAAGCGAAUUAUCCUUUCAGGGACUCCUUUUCAGAAUAAUUUUCUGGAACUUUAUAAUACAUUGUGCUUAGUGAAACCUUCUUUUCCUGAGAAGAUACCUCAAGAACUGAAAAAGUUCUGCCAAAGUAGACUAAAGAAGGAAAAGAAAGCAUCUAAAAAUGGUAGUUGGGAACCGGUUUCUUCUGGAAAUCCUGCUGAUGAAAAAAUAAACAAGUUGAAAUUGCUUAUGGAUCCUUUUGUUCAUGUUCACAAAGGUAGUAUUCUUCAAAAGAACCUUCCUGGAUUGAGAGAAUGUGUUGUGACUCUGAAGCCAGACAAUUUGCAGAAAGAACUUCUACAUAGCAUUGAAUCUUCUCAGAACUCAUUCAAAUUUGAACACAAGUUGGCUUUGGUGUCUGUUCAUCCAUCACUUUUCCUCUGCUGCUCUCUAUCAAAAAAUGAAGAAUCUGUUGUUGACAAGGAUGAGUUGGAAAAGCUUAAAAUGAACCCGUUUGUAGGUGUCAAAACAAGAUUUUUGGUGGAGUUUGUGCGGUUGUGUGAGGUAUUUAAAGAGAAAGUUCUUGUUUUCAGCCAAUACAUUGACCCUUUGUCUUUAAUUAUGGACCAACUCAAGUCAGUUUUUAAUUGGUCUGAGGGGAAGGAAGUGCUUUAUAUGAAUGGCAAGCUUGAUCAGAAGCAAAAGCAGUUCCUGAUUCAUAGCUUCAAUGAUGCAAAUAGCCAAGCAAAGAUAUUACUUGCAUCUACAAAAGCAUGUUCUGAGGGAAUUAACUUAAUUGGAGCUUCAAGGGUUGUGCUUUUGGAUGUUGUUUGGAAUCCCUCAGUGGAAAGACAAGCUAUUAGCCGAGCAUAUAGACUUGGACAAAAGAGAGUUGUUUACACUUAUCAUCUCAUCACACAGGGAACCACUGAAUGUACAAAGUAUUGUAAACAGGCAGAAAAGGACAGGUUAUCUGAACUGGUUUUCUCAGCUAAAAAUACUGAAAAUGAUAAGUCAGAGAGUUGUGAAGCAAUUUUUGAGGAUGAAGUUCUUGAUCGGCUGGUUCGGCAUGACAAACUCAAGGACAUGUUUGGUGACUGCGUGGUACAGCCAAAGGAGAGAGAGAUUUAG
This is a messenger RNA of Gastrolobium bilobum, 3804 nucleotides long. Its product is annotated as SNF2 domain-containing protein CLASSY 4-like. The record is from RefSeq and is a predicted model, not a curated record. Lineage: Eukaryota; Viridiplantae; Streptophyta; Magnoliopsida; Fabales; Fabaceae. Gene Ontology annotation, biological process: gene silencing by siRNA-directed DNA methylation. The annotation marks the transcript as partial. The transcript is spliced from 5 exons. Gene Ontology annotation, molecular function: ATP-dependent chromatin remodeler activity; ATP binding.